CACUUCUUAAAAUCCUUUCAAAAAAUAGAAUCAAGCAUUGGUUUCAGCAACAGACAAGCACAGUGCAAUUAAAGAGUGUAGGAUACAGCUGAGAGUCAACAUGAAUUGUGUGCUUCUCCUUCUACCACUCCUAGCUGUUGCAUGCUGUCAUUCUACAGAUUUAGAAACAAAACCCUUCUUAAAUGAGACUGAGACUCUUGGAAAUGGCCAAGACAUGGGGUCUGCAGUGACCCAUAGAGGAUGGACGUACCGAUUUGUGACCACACCAAUGACCUUUGUGAAUGCUGAGCUUUACUGUCAAAGACUUGGACGUCGAGGCCAUCUGACAUCCAUCCAUUCAUACUGCAUUAACCACCUGUUAGUUCAUCUUGUACGGAGGUGCAGCCGUAACGUAGCAUCUGUUUGGAUUGGAGGCCUACAAUUUUUGAAGACCAAACGCUUUAUAUGGCUUGAUGGAUCCAGGUGGAAUUUUGCCAGAUGGGGACCAGGAGAACCUAACAAUGUGUAUGGUAGAGAAGAAUGUAUAGAAAUGUAUACAUCUCAUUACCGACCAGGCUAUUGGAAUGAUCUCUUCUGCUCAUAUUCCAGACCAUUUAUCUGCAAAUACUAAACUGCUGUGGAACUUAACAGAUAUUUUUCAAAACAUCAAUUAAUCCCAGACUCCUAACAAAAUGGAAUCAUUCCAGAUUAUACAAUUUAAAUGCCAUCUUUGUUUUUAUAUAGCUGGAUGUAUAUAUAUUUUUCUUUUGUGGGAGGAGCAAGCCCUCCCUUCACAGUCAUAUUUUUAUUACUAUUCAUAAGUGAAACAAUCCUGGGGAAGGUGAAUAAUCUCAGGGAAGAUGUGUUUUCCUUCUUCCCUAAAGCUAUGCAGCCUAUGAAUGGUAAUAUUUAAGUAAUGAGGGCUGCAGGAGGACUUGCCAUCCCUCUUGUAAAAAUCCCAUAUUUAUUUUCAUAUCCUUGUAAUGACCAGGAAUUCAAAAUGCCAAUUAAAUGUGCUCAUUUUGGUACUAUAUUAUCAUGAAGUACAAUUAUUAGUUAUAAUUAUUAAUUUUUUUUCUUCUGAAACUGUACAAUCCAGCCACAAGUCUGUGGUGCACUUAACGCAUUCAGGCUUACAUUGGCAUUUACAUCCAGGGUUUUAUGCUUGCUGAAAUAUGACACUGCAUACUUCUUUCUGUUUGCUUUAUAACUACUGAUUGCAAUGAAAUAAAAGAUUGUAUGAACACCA
This is a messenger RNA of Protopterus annectens (West African lungfish), 1228 nucleotides long. RefSeq names its product lectin-like. Gene Ontology annotation, molecular function: signaling receptor activity. Gene Ontology annotation, biological process: immune response. The transcript has 6 exons. The coding region runs from base 101 to 610 and encodes 169 amino acids. The record is from RefSeq and is a predicted model, not a curated record. NCBI's taxonomy places the organism in Eukaryota, Metazoa, Chordata, Ceratodontiformes, Protopteridae.